Anarrhichthys ocellatus (wolf-eel) is the source of this 966-nucleotide messenger RNA. Its product is annotated as trypsin-like. The transcript has 5 exons. The record is from RefSeq and is a predicted model, not a curated record. Gene Ontology annotation, biological process: proteolysis. Gene Ontology annotation, molecular function: serine-type endopeptidase activity. NCBI's taxonomy places the organism in Eukaryota, Metazoa, Chordata, Actinopteri, Perciformes, Anarhichadidae. Bases 46 to 777 code for a protein of 243 amino acids.
UGUAUAUAAAGAGUUUUUUUCUCUUACAUUCAAAGAAACGUCACCAUGAAGACCCUGGUAUUUCUUGCUUUGCUUGGAGCAGCGUUUGCUGCAGCUGAGGAUAAGAUUGUCGGAGGUUCUGAGUGUCCCAGAAACUCGGUUCCCUAUCAGGUUUCUCUGAACGCCGGGUAUCACUUCUGUGGUGGAUCCCUCAUCUCCAGCCAGUGGGUGGUGUCAGCUGCUCACUGCUACAAGUCUCGUAUCCAGGUCCGCCUUGGCGAACACAACAUCGCUGUGAAUGAGGGCACGGAGCAGUGGAUUGAUGGCGUCAAGAUGAUCAAGCACCCACAGUACAACAGCAACAAUCUAGACAACGACAUCAUGCUGAUCAAACUGAGCCGCCCUGCCACCCUCAACAGCAACGUCCGGACCGUAUCCCUGCCCUCCCGCUGCCCUCAGCCCAACGAGAUGUGCCUGGUGUCCGGGUGGGGCAACACCGCCACCAACGGAGACAACUAUCCUGACAGGCUGCAGUGUCUGAGGCAGCCCAUCAUUGAUGACAGGAUCUGCAGGAACGCCUAUCCCCAUAUGUUGACCGACAACAUGCUUUGCUCAGGAUUCAUGAAUGGAGGUGCCAGCAGCUGUCAAGGAGACUCUGGUGGUCCUCUGGUGUGUAAUGGUCAGCUGCAGGGAGUUGUGUCCUGGGGUUACGACUGCGCCAUGAAGGGACACCCCAGUGUCUACGCCCGCGUGUGCCGCUACAACAACUGGAUCAGCACCACCAUGCGCAACAACUAAACGCACUCCCUCACCCAUACAUCAAUGCGUGCAAGCUGACAUUACAACAGCAUAAUCAGUGUUCAUCCUCAGUUUAUUUGAAACACCCUUUGCAUUGCUAUUUCACAUAUAUACAUCUCAGGAAUAACAUGCUUAGGCAUAAUAUUCUGAAGAAUUGGACAAAUUAAUAAAAAUAUACAUCAGCAUCCA